AUGAAGUAGAAUUAAAUUGGUAUUUUUCGAUUAAUAAUAUUUAUAGGAACUUAAUUACUUAGUAUAAAAAGAAUGAUCCAAACUUUGGAUUUAGACAAUAAAUAAUAAUAAUAAUAAUAAUAAUAAUAAUAAUAAUAAUAAUAAUAAUAAUAAUAAUAAUAAUAAUAAUAAUAAUAAUAAUAAAUUAAAAGUAUAUAUCAAGAUAAUCAAAUAACACUUGAAUAAGGUAUUUAAUUUAUUCAAAAUCAUAUUAGGAAUAGAAUUACUAAAUUAAAAAAAAUGGUAGGAAGCUAAUGAAAAAAUAAAUUAAUAUUUAAAAUUAUGA
Messenger RNA from Paramecium primaurelia, 325 nucleotides. The record is from the annotation of a GenBank genome assembly. Lineage: Eukaryota; Ciliophora; Oligohymenophorea; Peniculida; Parameciidae.